GUUAUUGCCUCCUUAUACCUAAUAUCAUUCACGUCUUCGCUUGAUGGCUCCAUUAUGGCAAUUGCUCUUCUAGGAAUAUCGACAAACCUCACUUUAGGAGACAAAUAUGUUGGAAUCGCAAGCCAUGUCGUUCUUACGCAGACAGUUUUUCAGUCAGGGUUCGCUUAA
Messenger RNA from Lindgomyces ingoldianus, 168 nucleotides. RefSeq lists its product as uncharacterized. The record is from RefSeq and is a predicted model, not a curated record. NCBI's taxonomy places the organism in Eukaryota, Fungi, Ascomycota, Dothideomycetes, Pleosporales, Lindgomycetaceae. The transcript has a single exon. The annotation marks the transcript as partial.